Messenger RNA from Aureobasidium namibiae CBS 147.97, 3198 nucleotides. RefSeq lists its product as uncharacterized. The transcript has a single exon. The coding region runs from base 1 to 3198 and encodes 1065 amino acids. The record is from RefSeq and is a predicted model, not a curated record. Lineage: Eukaryota; Fungi; Ascomycota; Dothideomycetes; Dothideales; Saccotheciaceae.
AUGCGUACUCGCAACCAAGAAAAGGUGCCGGGGUCGCAGUCAUCAUCGCAGCAGACGGCCAGCGCAGAGAAACGCAUGAGCCGUAAGAGAAGAGCAAGCAGCUCUUCCGACGCGCCAAUUCCUCAGAGCUCUCAGACCACCGUCUCGACUUCAUCACAGAUCAAGCGCAGAAAGAGACAAGACGCGUCUUACGAUCAUCCCGAAGAUCUCACAGUCCUCGACGAGGAAGAGUCUGUCACACUCACCACCCCUGCUUCCUCAGCCCGCCAUGUCCACUUCACCGAAGCGACGUCUCAAGGCCAGAAGGCCACUUCGACCCACCUGACUCCUCACAUCCGCAAGACCAUCACCACCGAGAGACGCCAAACCAUCUCGCCUUCAAAGUUUGAAGCUCUUUCGACACCGCCACCCAAGUCGCGCCUGUCUCUACCUGCGAGCUUCGCUUCUUCACCUGCUGUCACUGCUCUUUUCCGCCCCCUGAGCCAGGUUUUGUCGGAGCGCGUUAAGAGCCGUCUUCGCCGCACCCGUUUGAGUGAAGAGAUCAAGGAGCAAAGAGAUGGUUCCGAGGCCCACCAAGAGUUGGUCCAAUUGCGUCAAGAAAUUGGAGAGAUUGAGGAUCUCAUCCGCACCCGUCUGAACCAACUCGACGUCGAGAAGCAGCUUGGUGAAGAUGCCGACGACCAAAAGAUGGAGGACAUGGAGGCCGAACUCGCCCAACUCGGUGAGGAUCUCGCUGAUAAGAAGGCUCAAGAGGCCGCUAUCCCCGACCUGGACUCUAUCGAUGCUGUCGAUGUCAUCAACGAGGACAUGAUGGUCUUUGAUAGCAGCCAGGGCAUCUCAUACCCCAAUCUUCCUUCUUCCGGCACCGAAGUCCGUACCGUCACAAAGGUCACCGACGCUGUCGACAUCUCCGAUGCCCAGACCCAGAUUGCUCUCCCUGAUUCUACCCAGGAAGAAGAGCGCCGCGCAUUCAAGGAGGCAAUUCAGUACUGGACCGAUGAAGCGUCCACUGCCAAGUCUACUCUUCAGAUCCUGACUAUCGAGUUGCAGUCUCUUGGUUUCCCAGGUGAGAAUUCCGAGGCCAUUAUUGCCUCUAUCCGCGAGACCUUCGCUUCUGUCCGUGAGCGUCUCGAGUCUGCCGUGCCCGGUGUCAUUCCCAGCAACAUCUCAGAUGCCGAUCUUGUUGAGCUCGUCAUCCAACACCUCGAGACUCUUGCCAGCAAGGUUACCGAACAGGAAGUCUUCCUUGCCGACAACGACCAGCUGCGCCAGGAGCUCGCCAAUGAGAUCGACGGUCUUCUCGAGAGAUUGAGUCAGGCCGAGAUCCGCAAGCGUACCCUCGAGAUCGGCUACAACGAGCUCGAUGCCAACAGCCAGAGAGAUGAGCAGUUGAUCGACUCGCUCAGCAAGGAGUUGAACAAGAUCGAAAAGAACCACGACAUGGCGCAGACUCUCAUCAGCGAGAAGAAGGCCCAGCUUGCUGAGCUUGACCGUGAGAACAGAGAUCAGGAUGCAACCAUCGCAAAGCUUGGUGAGGCCCUCGAAGGCUACAGAGCUAACGAGGCCAACCUCCAAGCUCUCAUCACUCGUAUGGAGCAAGAGGCCAACCUCAAGAUCUCCGACCUCACCAAGGCUAGUCAAGCUGCCGUGUCCGUACUUGAGGAGCAGCUUCGUAUUGAGGGCACUAAGCGCCACACCGCUGAGGCUGAUGCCGAUGACAAGCAAAACAUCAUCACCACUCUGGAGCGCCGUGCCGAAGAUGACGAAGCUAACAUCGAUAAUCUCAAGCAACAGCUUGCCACUCUCCAAGGACUGCACCUCGCCGAGCAGCAAGCCAGAGAAGUUUCCGAGGCAGUCAACGACGAGAACACAACUCUCAUCGCCGAGCUCGAAGUCAACAUCGAGCAGGCUGAGACCGAAUUGGCCCAGCUCAAGGCCGACCUGGACAAUCUUCGUGCUCUCGAGGAGGCAGAGCGUCGCCAACGUGAAGCAGCCGAGGCUGAACUGGAUGACCGCAACAACCUCGUUACCGAGCUGGAGCAAAAGCUUCUGGCAUCCGGCAAGCAAGCCAACGAGCUGCGCCAAAAGUUGUUCGAGGUUCAGCAGCGUUCCAAGGAGACUGUUGCAGAGCUUCAAGCUCUCGCAGAGGAGCGCGAGACCAAGCAUGCUGCUGACCAGGCUGCCUGGGAGUUGAAGUUUAGAGAUCUCAACGAUGCCGCCGUCUUCGCCAAGAUCGAGACCAAGGCAUUCCAGGAACAACUCGAGGCUGUUACCGCCGAAAUGGGCCAGCAGCUGGAGGAGCGCGCUGUCACAAUUAGAGAUUGGGCAAAGAAGCUUGACCAGCUGACUGCAGAGCUCAAGGCAACCAAGAAGGAGUUGGACAAUGCAUUGAUCUCGCUCGAUCAGCUGCAGCAAGCAUCUGAGGCUCGUAUUGCCGAGCUCGUUGCUGAUGUCGCAGAUCUUACAGGCCUUGUUGCUCAGCACGAGGCUACCAUCAAGGUCCUCAACGCAGAGGCCCAGACGACCGCCCAGACUCACGUCAUCGCCAUCACCGAGCGCGACGAAAAGAUCGCCGACCUCAACCACGACAUCUACACGGCCCAAAAUCUCAUCAAUUCGCUCGAAGCCGAAAAAGCAUCCCUCGAACGCCGCGUCGAAGCCGAAGCCGUCGCACUCCUCGAACUCCAAGCUGAGCGCGACGACCAAAUCGCCGACCUCAAAAUCAACAUUCUUAACAAGCAAUCUGAGAUUGAGAACCUCGGCCGUAAAGCCCAGGAGGUGGACCGUAGCUGGGAAAACGUGAUGAACGAACGCAACACUGAAAUCGAAGAGUUGCGCGAAGUCGGCUCCGAGAACACCAUCACCAUCGCUCGCCUCACCAAACUCAACGCAGCACUCAAGGAGAAGUUCAGACUCUACGUCAGAGACUCUACCGCUACUGUGCAGGCCAUGCAAGAGGAUAUGGAACAAGCUGUCCUCAGCGCGGGUGCCAAAGGCGGCGAGUUGAGAGAGGUGGGCCGUCGUGUUCUCGAGGAAGUCGAGGCUAUGGACACUGUCACUGAAAUGGUCACUGUUGCCUCUUCGUCCUCUGCGGCAAACCCUCGUCUCGCAAAGAUCACAAAGCAGGCUCGUCGUAACCGUCGUGCUUAUGACUCUGGUAUCGGCGUUGAUGAUGAAUCGCUGUUGCUUGAAGAGUAG